AUGGACACCUCACACAUUGACAGCCUCCCCGACAUCUCGAAACUCACUCCCUCGGAACUGUUCCUCGUAGACCCCAGCGAGUUUGGCGAUCUCGACCUCCUGGACGAGAUCCACCAGUUCGGCAGUCUGGACGUCCCGGACAUCUUCUCCAGCGACGCCGAUGGCUCUGUCGCCUUGAAUGGAUUGACUAUGAUUGGUGAUGUCGACGCCUCAGCUAUGGAGCAAUCCAACACGUCUACAUCCACGGAUUCGGAACCACCAGCAGAAUCCAGGACGAAGAUGAGGCGUCGAGCUCAGAACCGAGCGUCUCAACGUGCUUUCCGCGAACGCAAAGAGAAGCACCUCCGGAAUCUCAAGGCGACUUUGGAGCAGCUCGGCCAGAAGCAUCGACGGCUGCUGGAUUCGUACUCUCAGCAAGCUGAAACCGUGACGAAGUUGAAGAGCCAGAUCGCACACCUCCGCACUCAGAUCGCAGCCUUUUCGAUGUUCUCGGAACAGGACAUGAUGGCAUCGAUUUCCCGAGUCCCGAGGACCCCGUCGACCGAGUUUCAGCAAUUCGACGCUUUUCCCUUGUCGCCACCACUGUCUGUCUCUGCCGAGCACCAGAGCCUCUUCUGUCAGAGUCGAACCAUGAACGGCAGCGGAGCCGAGUCGUUGCCGACCCCGGACUCGCUUGAGCUCCCCGAGUUUGAAGACCUGCUGCAUCUCCCCUGA
Molecule: messenger RNA, 714 nt
Organism: Fonsecaea nubica
Lineage: Eukaryota; Fungi; Ascomycota; Eurotiomycetes; Chaetothyriales; Herpotrichiellaceae
Exons: 3
Coding region: 1-714 (237 amino acids)
Cellular component (GO): RNA polymerase II transcription regulator complex
Molecular function (GO): transcription cis-regulatory region binding; DNA-binding transcription activator activity, RNA polymerase II-specific
Source: RefSeq, a predicted model, not a curated record